AUGUCGGGGAUGGAGAGGCUUCAGAGGAUGUUCGCUGGUGCAGGCGGAGCCCUAGGUCACCCCCCACCGGAUUCCCCCACUCUCGAUUCCUCCGAGCAGGUUUACAUAUCCUCUCUCGCGCUUCUCAAAAUGCUUAAACACGGAAGAGCUGGGGUACCCAUGGAAGUGAUGGGUCUGAUGUUGGGGGAGUUCGUGGAUGAGUACACCGUGCGCGUUGUGGAUGUGUUUGCGAUGCCUCAGAGUGGGACCGGUGUUAGCGUUGAAGCCGUUGAUCAUGUUUUUCAGACUAAUAUGCUUGAUAUGUUGAAGCAGACUGGAAGGCCGGAGAUGGUUGUGGGGUGGUAUCACUCGCAUCCUGGAUUUGGAUGUUGGCUUUCUGGAGUGGAUAUUAAUACCCAACAGAGUUUUGAGGCUUUAAAUCAACGUGCAGUGGCUGUGGUGGUGGAUCCCAUUCAGAGUGUUAAAGGAAAAGUGGUAAUUGAUGCUUUCCGGCUGAUUAAUCCACAAACUAUGAUGCUGGGUCAGGAACCACGGCAGACGACUUCAAACCUGGGCCAUCUGAACAAGCCAUCUAUCCAAGCUCUGAUCCAUGGCUUGAAUAGACAUUAUUACUCCAUAGCCAUUAAUUACAGAAAGAAUGAACUUGAAGAGAAGAUGUUGCUUAACCUUCACAAAAAGAAGUGGACUGAUGGUUUGACACUCAGGCGCUUUGAUUCACAUUCUAAAACUAAUGAACAGACUGUUCAGGAGAUGCUAAAUUUAGCAACCAAGUACAACAAAGCAGUGCAGGAGGAAGAUGAGCUGCCACCAGAAAAACUCGCAAUUGCAAAUGUGGGAAGGCAAGAUGCUAAGAAGCACCUUGAAGAGCACGUUUCCAAUUUGAUGUCUUCAAACAUUGUUCAGACUUUGGGAAUGAUGCUCGACACAGUUGUUUUCUAG
Sphenostylis stenocarpa is the source of this 939-nucleotide messenger RNA. The record is from the annotation of a GenBank genome assembly. Lineage: Eukaryota; Viridiplantae; Streptophyta; Magnoliopsida; Fabales; Fabaceae.